This is a messenger RNA of Stereum hirsutum FP-91666 SS1, 444 nucleotides long. Its product is annotated as 6-phosphogluconate dehydrogenase C-terminal domain-like protein. Gene Ontology annotation, molecular function: mannitol-1-phosphate 5-dehydrogenase activity. The record is from RefSeq and is a predicted model, not a curated record. Gene Ontology annotation, biological process: mannitol catabolic process. Bases 1 to 444 code for a protein of 147 amino acids. Gene Ontology annotation, cellular component: cytosol. Lineage: Eukaryota; Fungi; Basidiomycota; Agaricomycetes; Russulales; Stereaceae. The transcript is spliced from 2 exons.
AUGCCCCUUCUCUUCACCCACGCCACCUGUCGCCCCCCACCUCCCUCUCUGGCGCCCAACCCCAACGAGAUCGUCGACCAACGCUCACUCAACCCUUAUCCUCUCGCCGUGCACGUCUCCGCCCUAAAACCCACCUCCAACCUCUCCGGCUACCUCGAGCGCAAGCUCUUCACGCUCAACACCGGCCACGCGUGCACCGCCUACUUCGGGUCCCUCCUCUUGUACCUCACCAUUGACGCGGCGAUUAAGGAUAAGAGGGUAUGUGAGGUCGUGCUUGGAGCGCUAGAGGAGGGCGGGGGAACAUUGGUGAGGCGGUAUGGGUUAGAGGCGGGGCUUCAUCAUCGGUAUGUUCUCCCUGUGCUGAAGAGGUUUGAGAACCUGAAAUUGAAGGAGGAGGUGAUGCGCGAGAUGGCAGCCGUUGAGGAAGCUGGGCAGAGGGGAUAG